Perca fluviatilis (European perch) is the source of this 1532-nucleotide messenger RNA. Its product is annotated as natterin-3-like. Gene Ontology annotation, cellular component: extracellular region. The record is from RefSeq and is a predicted model, not a curated record. NCBI's taxonomy places the organism in Eukaryota, Metazoa, Chordata, Actinopteri, Perciformes, Percidae.
CAGACAUUACACAUACAGUAUGAUCUGAGGAAGUUUGUGUCCGUGCAUCUUUUAUUCAACUACUCCCCUUUUCAGGUAGUGAGCACAACGUGGCCAUGGAUCAAACCAAACUGGAAUGGCAGACCUUUAAUGGCUCUCUCCCCAACGGAGCAGUUUCAAUCUACAAUGAAAAGGCGAAACACGACUAUGUUAGCAAAUACAGUAGCUCGGCCGGCUUCUACAACCCUUACAAGGGUCCUUACUGCCUCUACCCCUAUGGAGACAAAGAGCUCCGUCGCUCCCCAUUUGAGAUCCUGGUAAACAAAGACAACUUUGAGUUUUUAGAAUGGAAGGAUGGCUCCAGGGGUUCAGUGCCUGAGAAUGCAGUCGAGACCUGGCCCGGCAGCAAUGUUUAUGUUGGGAAGAAUGAGUAUGGUCUUGGGAAGGUGGUUGUUCAACACGAGGCCCUCUUCAUUCCGUGGGAAGGUUCUGAAUAUUGGUACAAGAGCUACCAGGUCUUGACCGUUAACAAAGAUGUAAUCAGCGAGGACAUAUCUGAUGUCAAGUAUAAGACUGAUGGGGUUAAAGUCGUUAAGUAUCCUCCAGAGACCAUGCAAACAUCUGUCCUCACCAACAAUGAUUGUCGUUCAGUGAAACAGACAACUACACUCUCAGAGACAACCCAAAAGGAGAAAAGGUGGGACUUCAGCUUUUCGUUUACAAUGGCCGUCAAGAGUACCAUCACUGCCGGAAUCCCUUUAAUCUCCUCCGGAAAUAUCGAGGUUAGCGCUGAAACGACUCUCCAGUUCUCCACGGGGACCACUCAUACCGAGUCGACCACCCACACUGUUUCUGUUGAGGCUGAAAUACCACCAAACCACUCCUGCCGUGUCAGUUUGGUGGGAUAUAAGUACGGGGCAGACAUCCCAUACACUGCACGCCUCAAGCGCACCUACAGAAAUGGGAAGACCUCAUGGACGUCCAUCUCUGGGACCUACAAAAGUGUCCAAAUGGGAGAAGUCCAGGCUGUGGUGGAUCGCUGUACACCUGUACCUAACGCCAGGCCCUGUCCCAUUAAAAAAAAAGAAAAAAGAGAUAAAUGAGAUAAGACACCUGUAAUAUCGUGGAUAGCCUUAACAUUGUAAUGAAAAGCUAAAAAAUAAACCUGCCUUUAUUUUCCAAAUUCCUUAACAUAUUUCAUAAUAAAAUUAAACUGCUUGGCAUUUAACUAUUUCUUCAGUUUUUCAAGCAAUUGUUUUCCGAGCAACAAAUGAAAUGUAUGUUUGUUUCCAUUCGGAAAUGGUUCAGCCAUUCAAAACUGCUAGUAAAAAAGAAGAAUGCAAAAGAUAAAAGAAAAGUAAAAAGAAAUGUGCGCAACCUGGCACUUAUCUGUGUCCAGGUUGCAUUCAUUUAAUUCAUCUUACAUUAUAAUGUAUUGUUAUAUACAGCCUACCUUAUUUCUUUUUGCUUUCAGAAGUCAAAUUUCUCCUGCACUAUUUUGCCAUAAAAACCACAAAAGUGCCUUAUUAAUCUUGUAAUCAUUUUUAAUUGUU